Molecule: messenger RNA, 678 nt
Organism: Macadamia integrifolia
Lineage: Eukaryota; Viridiplantae; Streptophyta; Magnoliopsida; Proteales; Proteaceae
Product: protein LURP-one-related 17-like
Exons: 3
Coding region: 1-678 (225 amino acids)
Source: RefSeq, a predicted model, not a curated record
AUGGCUCUUCUCUCUAGAUGUGCUUCCAUAAAAUCAGUGCGUGUUGGAGAUGGUGAAUCUUCCGGCCGGCUGAAGAAGAAGAAGAUGAUCAGAAAAGAGAUGAAUUCGUACGAUGAGAGUAGUAAUUGUAGCUUUACAUUACUAACAGUAUGGAGGAAAUCACUCGUAUUUAGCUGUCAUGGAUUUACAGUUUUUGAUUCCAUUGGAAAUCUUGUCUAUCGAGUUGAUAACUACAGGGGUGAUCGCACUGAAGAUAUCGUUCUCAUGGAUGCCCGUGGGAAACCCCACCAUACCCUGCAUCGAGAAGCAGAGGACAGAGAUGGGAAACCGAAGAAGCCCAUCUAUUGUGGAAGAAAGAACAGAAAUCUGUUGCAGCAAAGAAGCCCAAAUGUAUUGGCUUAUGUGUUUGGAGAGUCGGAUGGUAAAAUGGAGAAGAAGGGAUUUGGAUUAGUGAUACAAGGAAGUUACGAGAGAAGAUCAUGUGAAGUGAUAGAUGAUGAAUCAGGAGAGGUAGUUGCAGAGAUUAAGAAGAAAGAUGCAAACAUUAAAGGCAUCUCUUUUGGGCUUGAUGUUUUUCACUUGAUCGUUCGACCAGGUUUCAAUCCUGCUUUUGCCAUGUCCCUGGUUUUACUUCUCGAUCAAUCAUACGCUAGUUUACACUAUGCAGCUAUCCCCUGA